This is a messenger RNA of Scleropages formosus (Asian bonytongue), 2405 nucleotides long. It is a transcript of the gene cpz, whose product is annotated as carboxypeptidase Z. The record is from RefSeq and is a predicted model, not a curated record. Gene Ontology annotation, molecular function: protein binding; metallocarboxypeptidase activity; zinc ion binding. The coding region runs from base 31 to 2046 and encodes 671 amino acids. The transcript is spliced from 11 exons. NCBI's taxonomy places the organism in Eukaryota, Metazoa, Chordata, Actinopteri, Osteoglossiformes, Osteoglossidae. Gene Ontology annotation, biological process: peptide metabolic process; protein processing.
GUGUGGAUCGUGCUGCUGCCACAUCACACAAUGCACUCGCUGCGCAGCCGGAGCACAAUGAACUCGCUUUUAUUGCUUUUAAAUGUUUUACUCACCAUAGUCUGCUGUGCUCCACCACGACGAUGUGAACCCGGGGACGAACUCCUAGGAAGAUGCCAAGUUCCGCAGGAAGAAAGACUGCAAUGCACAGAAGUUGUCCUGGGGUACUGCAAUGACCUACCCUACUCGAAGACCAGGUUCCCCAACCUCCUGGGCCACAGAACUCGGCAGGAUUCUGAGAUGGGGGCUGAGUACCUGCUCCUGAGUGUGGCACACUCCCUGCUCCAGGGCGAAUGUAUGCCUGACAUCCGCCUACUGGGAUGCUCUGUACUGGCUCCCCAGUGCCAGGACAGCCGCAUCCGGAAACCCUGCAGAAGCACGUGUGAGGCUGUGCGCCAGGGUUGCGCUCACGCGUUUGAGAACAUUGAAAUGGCCUGGCCCUACUUCCUCGACUGUGACCGCUUCUUUGCUGGUGAAGAGGAAGGCUGCUUCGACCCUCUGGAGACCCUGAGAGCCCAACAAGAGGUUGCCCUCACCAGUAUUUCCCCGGAGGAGCCUGCUACCAUAAUUCAGUUCAUCUACCACUCCAACGCACAGAUGUUCAAUGUCCUGAAGCGGACUGCAGCAAAGUGUUCCCACAUCUCCAGAACAUACAGCAUCGGCCGCAGCGUCGAGGGGAAGGACCUUCUUGUCAUCGAGUUUUCGGACAACCCCGGCCAGCACGAUCUUUUGGAGCCAGAAGUCAAGUACGUGGCUAACAUGCACGGGAAUGAGGUGCUGGGCAGACAGCUGCUCAUCUACUUGGCUCAGUACCUGUGCUCUGAGUACCUGCUGGGCAACGAGCGAAUCCAGACUCUCAUCAACAACACCCGCAUCCACCUCCUGCCCUCCAUGAACCCUGACGGCUACGAGCUGGCUGCCGCAGAGGUAGAGGAUAGCAAUGAUCCAGAGAUCCAGGAAGGCCCCAUCUACAAUGGAUGGAUCACUGGCCGUGGCAACGCCCAGGGCAUAGACCUCAACCGCAACUUCCCUGACCUGACGUCCAUUGUCUAUAGCCAGCGCCGAAACAAACGCCAUCGUACUGAUCACAUUCCCAUCCCAGACUCUUACUGGUUUGGUAAGGUAGCCCCAGAGACAUACGCUAUGAUGAAAUGGGUGCGGUCCAUUCCUUUUGUGCAGUCUGCCAGCCUGCAUGGGGGGGACCUGGUGGUCUCAUACCCUUACGACUUCUCCAGACAUCCUCAUGAAGAGAAGAUGUUUUCUCCUACUCCGGAUGAGCAGGUGUUCAAGCAAAUGGCCAGGACCUAUGCAGAUGCCCAUGCAACCAUGGCAGACAACAAUACAGAAAGAUGUGGGGCUUCCUUUGUUAACAAAGGGGGCAUCAUCAACGGGGCCCUGUGGUACAGCUUUGCUGGAGGAAUGUCAGAUUUCAACUACCUCCACACAAACUGCUUUGAGAUCACGGUGGAGUUGGGCUGUGACAAGUUCCCUGCUGAGGAGGAGCUCUACACAGAAUGGAAGCGCAAUAAGGAAUCCCUCUUGAGCUUCAUGGAAUCGGUCCACCGGGGAGUGAAAGGAAUAGUGAAGGAUGAAAAUGGCAAUGGAAUCAAGGGAGCCAGAAUAUCUGUCAAAGGAAUUCGACAUGACAUUAGAACAGCGGAAAAUGGGGACUAUUGGCGACUGUUGAAUCCCGGCAUCCACAUCCUCAUGGCUUCCGCCCCUGGUUACACCAGGGUCAUGAAGAAAGUCAACCUUCCAACGAGAAUGCAGAAAGCUGGCCGUGUUGACUUUGUGCUAAAGAAGGUCCCCCAGGAGCCAGACAUGGAGGACUUGAGUUUCCUACCUGGAGACACCUAUGAUCGCUUUGACCCCUACAACCAGUUUGAACGCUACACCCUGACAGAGCUUGGGGAAGACGAGGAGGAAAGGGAGGAGAAACCAUGGUGGUGGAACUACUUCACCCAAUCAGGCAUCUCUGCCCCAACCUGGCUGCUUAGGAAUGUCUAGGCCUUGAAGAGAAUCACGACCAAGUGCAGCCUAGCUUUCCAUGCAACUUAUUGUAAUACUGCACAGGCUUCUUCACCUGCUGCAAACAUGAUGUAAAAUAUCCAAGGUUAUAAGAUCAUGUAUCACAUUCUUACUUCUACAUCCUAUGUUUUUACAGAAAUUUAUUUAAAUUACCUGUUUGUAACCAACUGAAACAAAGACUGUUAGAAAGAAUAGAUUUUAUACUGCUUGACUUUACACUGAGGUGGCGGUCUAGAUAUGUUUGUAUUUUUCAUUUGUUUUUUUAUGAAAUGUCCAAGGAAGUCCUGAAUGAGCUGGAUAAUUAAAGUUCCACUGAGCUGGGACAUUAAAAAUGGUCA